Closterium sp. Naga37s-1 is the source of this 840-nucleotide messenger RNA. The record is from the annotation of a GenBank genome assembly. NCBI's taxonomy places the organism in Eukaryota, Viridiplantae, Streptophyta, Zygnematophyceae, Desmidiales, Closteriaceae.
AUGGACGUGUGGGGCCCAGCCCGCAUCCGUGGACAGGCUGGUGCUGGUACUGGUGCUGCUGGUGCUGGAGCUGCUGGAGGUGCUGCUGCUGCUGGCGGUGCUGCUGGCGCUGCUGGAGGUGCUGCUGGUGCUGGUGCUGCUGGAGCUGCUGGAGGUGCUGCUGCUGCUGGCGGUGCUGCUGGCGCUGCUGGAGGUGCUGCUGGUGCUGGUGCUGCUGGUGCUGCUGGAGCUGCUGGAGGUGCUGCUGGCGGUGCUGCUGGCGCUGCUGGAGGUGCUGCUGGUGCUGGUGCUGCUGGAGCUGCUGGAGGUGCUGCUGGUGCUGGUGCUGCUGGAGCUGCUGGAGGUGCUGCUGCUGCUGGAGCUGCUGGAGGCACUACCACUGCUGGUGGUGCUGCUGGAGCUGCUGGAGGUGCUGCUGGUGCUGCAGCUGCUGGAGGUGCUGGUGCUGCUGGUGGUGCUGCAGGUGCUGGAGCUGCUGGAGCCGCUGGUCCUGGAGGGGCUGUUGGUGGCGCGCCAGUAGCUACUGCUGGCGCGCUAGCUGCUGCUGGCGCAUGCUUGCUGGCGGGUGGCGCUUCGGGUAGGCCGCUAGCUGUGGUUGUGCGCGCUCGUCCGUGCUGCAGCGCGCGCGGGUGCGUGCUGGUGUGCGUGCUGGCGCGGGCUGCAGUGCGCGCUGCUGUUACGCGCCCUGCUGCUGGUGUUAUGCGUCCAGCUAUGGUGCAUGCUACUGCUGCUGCUGUGCGCGCUGUGGCGCGCGCUGCUACGGUGCGCUCUGCAGGGGGGCGCUAUGCUGGCGGCGCGCGCUGCUGUUACGCGCCAUGCUGUGGCGCGUGCUGCUGCUAA